This is a messenger RNA of Notechis scutatus (mainland tiger snake), 1341 nucleotides long. The record is from RefSeq and is a predicted model, not a curated record. NCBI's taxonomy places the organism in Eukaryota, Metazoa, Chordata, Lepidosauria, Squamata, Elapidae.
AUGGAAUCACAUUGUAUCCGGUCCACUAUGGCGCUGGGGUUGUCCUCCAAGAAAACCUCUUCCCGGAACAUCUCAGUAGAAAGGAAAAAUCUGAUUACAGUCUGCAGAUUCUCUGUGAAGACUUUAUUGGAAAAAUAUACGAUAGAACCCAUUGAUGAUUCAUCAGAAGAGUUUGUCAACUUUGCUGCAAUUUUAGAGCAUAUACUCAGCCAUCGUUUCAAAGCCUGCUUCCUCCUAGGUCCUGCCAGUUGGUUUAGCUCUGAUGGACAACGUGGCUUCUGGGAUUACAUCCGCCUGGCAUGCAACAAAGUCCCAAAUAACUGCGUCAGUAGUAUUGAAAACAUGGAAAACAUAAGCUCCUCCAGGGCUAAGGGCCGGGCAUGGAUUCGUGUGGCUCUGAUGGAGAAGCGCAUGUCUGAGUAUAUUGCUACAGCACUUCGGGAUACUAGAACAACCAGGAGAUUUUAUGACGAUGGAGCAAUCAUGCUGCGAGAAGAAUCAACUGUCCUUACAGGAAUGCUGAUUGGGCUUAGUGCUAUAGACUUCAGUUUCUGCCUCAAAGGGGAAAUUAUGGAUGGUAAGACACCAGUGGUUAUCGACUAUACUCCAUAUCUGAAGUUCACACAGAGUUAUGAUUACCUAAGUGAUGAAGAGGACCGGCACAGCCUGGAGAGCAGUACCAGUGAAGAGAGCUCUCCUGACCACCCUUACUUACCAUUAGUGACUGCAGAAGACAGCUGGUACAUUAAAUGGCGCAAGAUAGAGCAGAAGUUUCGCAUCGUCUAUGCACAAAAGGGCUAUCUAGAAGAGCUAGUUCGGUUGAGAGAGUCACAACUCAAGGAUCUGGAGGCAGAGAACAAACGUCUGAAGUUAAGGCUGGAAGAGGUGACGGUGCAGAAUCAGUUAGAGAAACGGGAGUUGGAAGGGAUCAUCCUGGAACUGCAGGAGCAGCUGACGGGCCUCGUUCCUUCAGACAACAGCCAGUUUACCCAACUCUCCAAGGAGAUGGCUGCACCUUUGGUGAACCAGUGGCCCUCUUUGGGUACUCUGAACAGUAAUGAAAGCCAUGCAGAAGCCAAGAUAUUCAGGAGGCACAGCUUCAUGAGCACAGAUCAACUCUCCACAGAAAUAAGUUUGAGUUCUGAUUCACAACGGAUGUGUGAAGGGAAACAUGAAGGGGAACCUUGGGGGCCACUAGGAAAGGAUCCAACUCCAUCAAUGUUGGGCCUCUGUGGAUCUUUGGCCUCUCUGCCUAGCUGCAAGUCUUUAGCUAGCCUAAAAUCCAACGAGUGUCUGGUGAGCGACAGCACGGAGCCUAGCCCUGCUCAUAGUCCAAGCUGA